Caenorhabditis angaria is the source of this 1789-nucleotide messenger RNA. Lineage: Eukaryota; Metazoa; Nematoda; Chromadorea; Rhabditida; Rhabditidae. The record is from the annotation of a GenBank genome assembly.
AUGAACUAUGCGAUCCUCCUCGCAACCAUUCUUGCUAUCUCAACAAUCCACCCAAUUCUUUCAAGUGCCCUUUCAAAUCCCAAUCCCAAUCCGAACUGUUCGCCAAAAAGCAACAAGACAAAAUAUGACGAUUCACUUUUUGUUUUCGUUAUAGAUCGAGUAUUUGAUCCCUUAAAGGUAAGUUGAGGAAUUUUAUUUAUCCAACCAAUUAUCUAACUUCAGAUUGCUUCCCUCAAAUACAUUUUCAAACAAUUUGCCUGCGACAUCCCGAUUUCCAACAACAUCAAAUCACAUAUUCUACACAUCGGAUCAGAUAGUAUCACAACACCAGUGAAAGAAGUAGAUCUUGUGAAUAAUGAUGGAAUCGUGAAAAAACUCGACUCAACGCUUGCUAAUCAAACAACUGGAGCUAAUGAUUUCUGUUCUCGCUUGAAUAUACAUAUCAAAUCAUUUGAAAACGAACCAAUUCUCAAAAAUCGCAAGAAUAUUCAAUACAUCAUGUUGCUCGAGGUCCCUCUUUGUAUAAAUGUGUCAAUUUUGAUGUUGCUUUGGACAAGAUUGUUAAUAAUAUUCUAUGAAUAUCGUAUUGAUUCGAAUUUAUUUGUGAUUAUGGAUGAAUAUGCCAUGCUGCCAAUAAAAACAACAGAUCCUGAAUCUCCACAGCUUCACUUAUUGACUGAGCGAAUGUGAGUUUCACGAAGGAUUUCUGAAGUGCUACAAGCCUGAGACUAGAUUUUUUGAAACGAUAGAAUUUAAAAAGAAAAGAAGUAUGACGAAUAUUCUUCGAUCUUACUGUCGAUUUUCGAAAACAUAGACAUGAUAUCAAAAUAAACUUUCAUUGAAAUUUUCUUUAACUUCAACAAUUCAUGAAACAUUUUCAGUGUCUCUCAAAGUCUUGCCAACAAGUCACCGGCUCCUACAGUUUCAAAAUCAGAAUCUCAAUUCUCAAUCAUAACUUUGAUCUUGAUCCCUCUUUUAAUUAUCUUAAUUGUACUUCUCGUCGUCUUUUCAAUCUGUGCUUUGUUGGAUUUGAAACGACGUCGCAAAAAGCUGAAGAAACGAAAAAACAAAUCGGCUAAAAGUAAGAAGAGUAGCGAUUCAAAGGACACAAAAACAACGUGUGGAACAACAACUGCAUCAGCUACUGGAACAACUUCUGGAACAAGGACUGCAACUACAACUGCAUCAGCUACUGGAAAAACUUCUGGAACAAGAACUGCAACUACAACUGCAUCAGCUACUGGAAAAACUUCUGGAACAAAGACUGCAACAACAACAUCCAAUUUUGCCAAAAAGAGGAAGGAGGCAAAAAAGAAAAACAAGAAGAAGAAAGAGAAGGGGAACGUUAAGGAUGCACAUGAAGGUGAAGAAAAUAAGCCAGAGAAGAAAAAAAAGCAGAGACCAAAGGAUGGUCGAUGGACACCUUCACAAAAGGAGAAGCACGCAAAAUAUAUGAAGAAUAAGGCAAAACAACAUGCGGAAGACACUAAGUCUGUGAAAUUCCCAGUUAAGAGAAAAAUCCACAUUCCGGCCAAUGUCACAGUUGAGGAUGUUAGUUUCUUGAUCGUUUUAUUCAUCGACUUAAACAUUUUCUGAUUUCAGCUUGCGCAAGAGGCUUCCACCAUGUAAAUUUAUAAAGCUCGAUAGAGUUUAUUUCGAUGAAUCCUUGAACGAAAGGCAUAUUAUAGGAACUGAAGUAGAUGACAUUGAAUUGGACAAGGAUACAAUAGAAGGUCAGAGUUCUGCUGUUACAAGCUCGGCUGCUGAUGAAGUAACAGCAAAAAAAUGA